AAGUACAUAACUGCAGAAUAAAAAUGGGCUGUUUUACUUGUUUAUUAUUGUGGCCGGCUGUCAUUGCUGGCGCUGUGUAUUUUCUGAGGAAAUACAUGCAAGGCGGUCAGUUCACCAAGCAGACCAAUGAAACGGGCAAGGUAUUCAUUGUCACCGGUGCCAACACGGGAAUCGGCAAGGAGACAGUCCUGGAGAUUGCCAAGCGCGGAGGAACCGUGUACAUGGCCUGCAGGGAUAUGAACCGAUGUGAAAAGGCCCGUCAGGAUAUAAUCAGGGAGUCGAAUAACAACAACAUUUUCGCCCGCGAGUUGGACUUGAGUUCGCUGGAAUCCAUUCGAAAAUUCGCUGCUGGUUUCAAGAAAGAGCAGGACAAGCUUCAUGUCUUGAUCAACAACGCAGGAGUUAUGCACUGCCCCAGGACUCUUACUAAGGAUGGCUUCGAAAUGCAGCUGGGUGUUAACCACAUGGGACACUUCCUCCUCACCCACUUGCUCCUGGAUGUUCUGAAGAAAACUGCACCCAGUCGCAUCGUAAACGUUUCCAGCAUUGCGCACCUUUACGGCUCUAUCAACAUUGAUGACCUGAACAGUGAGAAAUCGUACAGUAGAACGGGUGCCUAUAGCCAGAGUAAACUGGCCAACGUUCUGUUUACCCGGGAAUUGGCCAAGCGUCUGGAGGGAACUGGGGUCACGACUAACUGCCUGCAUCCCGGAGCUGUGGACACGGAGCUGACGAGGAACUGGAAGUUCAUGGAGAACAUCUUUGCAUGGUCUUUGGUGAGGCCUGUGCAAUGGAUGCUUUUCAAGACUCCAGUGAGUGGAUCGCAGACCACCCUCUACGCCGCUUUGGACCCCGAACUGAAGGAGGUCUCUGGACUCUACUUCAGCGACUGCAAGCCCAAGGAUGUGUCACCAGCUGCCAAGGACGAAAAGACUGGAAAGUUCCUGUGGGCAGAGAGUGAAAAGUGGACAGGCGUGAAUACGUCUAAAUUGGAUUAAAGAAAUUAUGUAAUCCAUCAC
Molecule: messenger RNA, 1019 nt
Organism: Drosophila suzukii
Lineage: Eukaryota; Metazoa; Arthropoda; Insecta; Diptera; Drosophilidae
Product: retinol dehydrogenase 13
Source: RefSeq, a predicted model, not a curated record